GAGCAGUCGCCUGGCAUGUUUUGAUUUGUGAAAGUUAGCGAUAGCCGACUUGCCCUUGCCGAGUUGGCCAGCAGUCCAGCUCCAUAGUAUCUGUGACAGCACUCAAAAUGUCCACCGCCACACGGCCAGUCAAUGACCAGUACCUUGCCCAGCGACGGGACUUUGAGGAGCUGACGAUAGACAGUCAAAGGAGAUGGCAAGCGCCUCGUCAUGCCGCUCACACUGCGAGAGAAGCCGCACAGCAGCACCACCAGGGUGACAACAGCAGAACCAGGUCAAGAGCCCCCGCUCACUCCAGGGCCCGGCCUCCAUCUUCCAGUGACCCUACCGCCCACUGGCCCCACAUCGCCGACCCCACCACCAGGGAGCCGCAGCUGGACGACUGUGAGCGGAUGGGGACUCUGUUCGGGAUGCUGAACAAGUGCCUGCGUGGGAUGGGCUUCAGCCAGAUGUACUUUGGAGAGAAGAUUGUGGAGCCGGUAGUGAUCGUGUUCUUCUGGCUCCUGCUCUGGUUCCUAGGGAUCCAGGCUCUGGGACUGGUGGGAACACUCUGCAUCAUUAUCAUCUAUAUCCAAAAGUAAGCAGAGCUGACAGCCAGAGCCAAGUCUCUUACUGUUUAUUUGGUUAAUGCAGACAUUUCCCGGACUCAGUUAAUGGUAGGAGACUGUCUGAGGACAGAUACUGUGCUUCCAGCGUGGCUGGCUUUGGACAUGGCGUUAGUUUGAUCAGUCACUACUGAAGGAGUUGUGUUUUGGGUUUCAAGCUUUUUCAGUUAGAAUAACUGCAAAAAUGAAGUGUACAAUCAGAGAGUUUCCCAACAGAUUUCAGACAGUCAAACUAUUGGUCCUCUCAAACAUAACUUUUUUUUUUUUUUUUGUCACAAAUGAGGGAUUUCAGAUAUCACCCUCUUUCAGCUGCAUGUGAAAAAGAGCAGGGGUCUGAAAUGGUUCCUGUAUCCGUUGCUUAUAAAAAUGCCAUACUUAUCGUUGCGGCACAUCAUGGCUUUGUGAAGCAAUGAUAACACAGACUGUGGGGAGGAAAACCCAACACAGGCACCAUGGUUGGGAGCAAAAUCAUUUUUAAAAAUUCAUUGUCAUGUUAACAUAUCAGAUUGCCAGGAAAUAAGGGCUGUGUUGAAUAUAUCCACGAUAUUCUAUGUUUUGUUCAGUACAUCCACUAAGAUCACCUAACUGACUUUUGAUCUGUCAGUCAGUUUAAAGAGUGCAUACACACUAGCAGAAAAGCCGGUCACACCCAGGCAGCCAUGUCACAGUGAGGAUUUGUCAUCAGGGGUCGCCUGCAGGCUCCUCACUGUGGCAGCACUGAAUGGACACGGCCAAAGGUGCAACACUGCUUUGGAGGGCAGUGUAGCAGAACUUUUCUGCCAUAUAUGAAUUAGUGUGUAUAGUACAUGUCUAUAAGGUAUGGUAAACCUAGUCAACAAUGGAUAUUUUCUUCUUUAGUAUUAUUCUUGAGUUUCACCAUCCACCAAGAUUUGUACCAUUUGUUCCACCAUUGGUAAGUGGGAAAAUGGUGCACUUAUGGCCAGAAACAGCACAAAAUCGGUUAGAGUGACUACCGUGUGUUGAGACUACCAGAGGAUAACAGGUGCAGCUGAAGAAUGUCAGUCAAAGGGGGGCAGGAGGAAUAAAUAUCAUAUAUUCUUCACAUAAUGCUUAUCAUUGGGGAAAUAUACCAUAUCUCUGGGAGACUAUAACAAGCAAUUGCCAUAUCACUCAUUGCACUGAACAGUUGUUUAGUUGUUAUUGCUGACAUGUUUAGCUCAUUACAUCCAACCAUUAGAUAGGUGGGACUUAGUGUUGCAGUCGUGUUUCCCAAAUACCAGGAAUUAGCAUUUCACUAGCAACAAUCGACAUUAAAGGUAGACCAACUGAGGGAUGAAAAUGGACAACAUUGAUUCUAGUUGCUGUAUUUUAUUCAAUGGAACAAAAUUAAACUAGUAGGCCUCUGUGUAGUACAGGUUCCAUCCACAGGGCUGUGAGAGUGCACACAAAAUGGCAGAAAGGCUUCUUUACAGUCAGCAUUAAAAUGACACCAGAGUGGGAUUCACUGUUUCAAGCAUUAUUGUGUGUUUUACAACUAGACAAAAGAAAGAGCUGUAGGCUACAGAGUCAGGAAUUAAAGGUUUAGAUCUAAACGGUCAGGACCGUUUGCCCCUGUGUGCUGUUCAGAUAACAGUUGUGAAAUCACAUGAAGCACAUUGAUGAAACAUUACAUCCUCUUACCAACAAGGUCAGCCAUGUCCUUAUUGUUCGUUUGAUAGUUUUCCUAAUUGCUUAGUAAAAGUUGGCCUCAGCAGCUUUGUGAAAAGGUGUAAAGAGGGCUCUGUCAGCCAGGAACUUGCAGUGCUGCCUUCAUGUAGAGCCUGUAGUGAAACCUUCAUGUUGUGAAGGUUUCACUACAUGUAGAACCUGUAGUGCUGCCUUCACGGUAAGGUGAACUGCUUUGUGGAUAUGGCCUCAGGAAUACAAAUCUAGCUCUCCACAUAUCUGAAUGUAAGGGUGACACAGCAUGGAGCGUGCCGUGUCACUGGAGAGCUGUAGCAGUCGCCUCUGAUAUUUUUUCAUUUAAUGUUCACAUUAUUUGAUACCAAACAAUAUUCAUGUUCAGAUCUUUUCAGAUAGGUGCAUUCUAGUUAAAGGGCUUCAUUGGUUGAUUGUAAAAUGAUUGCAUUAUUCUCUGCAAUUAAUGAUUGAUUACCUUGCUGGGAAGGUAUUACAUUAACAGCUGUUAAAGCCAGAUGUUCCACAGCCAGGCUCCGUGUUGGGCAUUAAACAACAUGCAUGUGGAUUUUCUGUAGCAUGAGCAUGACAUGGAAGCCAGCUCUGCUCCACUCUCCACAGCCGGGGGAUGACUGUCUGUCUCUUUAUUAUUAGCAGUUAAAGUAUUUGUUAUUUAAUAUUUUGGCUCUGCUCAUGGUAAUGUUUACUUGCAAAAUGAGGACAAUAAAACCAAAACACGAGUAAAACAGAAAGCGGCUGUUAAUCAUGAUCACCUUCCCAGCACCGCAGCAAGCCCUCAGUUACAGUAAGGGUCACUGUUCUGUGGCUGCUAUUAGGGCUGGGACCACUUAUCCAUAGUUAUCAAUAAAUCCAUAACAUGUGGAUAAUCUGUGACUAAAACAUAUUGUUUCAUUAUUAUUGUUAUUUUGUAUGGAUAAAUUAAUUUGAAUGUCGAUUGGUUUUCCAAAUGCUCCAUUACUGUGUGAGGGGGAAAACUUAGUUCAUCUGUGCUGAAGACACUUUGGUACGAUGGUGUAUUAGUGCCGUUGUGGGAAGGAAAAAAAUACAGAGCUGGGAAGUGGGAUAAUAUUUAGAG
Molecule: messenger RNA, 3339 nt
Organism: Myripristis murdjan (pinecone soldierfish)
Lineage: Eukaryota; Metazoa; Chordata; Actinopteri; Holocentriformes; Holocentridae
Gene: fam241a
Product: family with sequence similarity 241 member A
Exons: 2
Coding region: 108-581 (157 amino acids)
Cellular component (GO): intracellular membrane-bounded organelle
Source: RefSeq, a predicted model, not a curated record